AUGGAGGCCAACGAGCUGCAGCAGCUGGAACUGCUCUGCCAGGCGUUUUAUGGCGGACAAAGCGAUCACCAAUCGCAAGCUCACAACGUCCUGAUGCAAAUAGUUCGAGACCCUACCAAAGUGUCCCUGCUACAACAGGUCCUAGCCAACAGCUCAAAUCUCCAAGCCCUAGUCUUCGCUUCCAGUGGAAUAGUCUCUCUUUUCACAAAUUUCUGGGCACAAAUCCCACAAGUGCAAAAGAAGGAAACCCGGGAGUUCGUCCUCAAUUACUUGUAUACACGGGGACCAGAAAUGCUGAAAUGUGCCCCCGAGAUCCUAGGCCAACUGAUACACCUACUUUGCAAGACAAUCAAACUCAGCUGGUUGGACGAGAUCAACAACCAGCCUAUAGUCAACCACGUCAGUCAAUUCCUAAAUGCCACUACCCCUCAUUGGAUUAUUGGCCUAUACAUAUACACAGAAUUAACUAUGGAAAUGCAGCCACACAUGGGAAAGAACAUUGCUAAGAUGAGGCGAACCGCCCUUGCAUUUAAGGAAUCCGUACUUUCAGACAUUUUUAAGGUGGCGAUUCAAACGCUAGAAAAGUUUCACGGGGGACAAAUACAGAUGGGUGAUAAUGAGCAUGAAACGCAACUUCUGCAGCAAGUAUUGCAGCUGUGUGUAAAUUGUUUGAGCUUCGACUUUAUGGCUACAAUGCCAGACGAGACAUCUGAAGAGCAAACCACAGUUAUGGUUCCGCAGGCCUGGGACGUUCUUCGGACCGAUCGAAUUCCAAUGAUGCUUUUUGAGCUAUACAAGGCAUCAUGUGCCACUCCCCGUGUUAAUUGUGCCCGACUUUGUUUGCAAUCUCUGGUAGUGAUUGCAGCCCUUCGUAAAUCAUUUUUCAACAGUGAUUCCGAAUCUAUGGUGCAUUUGAAUUGUUUUAUGCGUGGCACCCUUGAAAUAGUGAAGAACAACAUUGGAUUAUCUGAUGACGACUGUUACCACGAGCUUUGUCGUUUAGUUGGCAAGAUUAACGCGGCAAAUCAGUUAUCCCAGCUACUAUCCAGUUCUUGUUUUGCGGAAUGGACCGAUGCUUUGCACAAAUUUACAUUGGAGGCUCUCAAGAAUUGGUCUCAUUUGCCGAACAGCAAGCAUUAUUUAUUGGGUGUUUGGACGCACAUGGUGGUACCACUGGGUUAUUUAAGGGAGAAAGUACCACCUGUAUUGGAGACGUUUAUGCUCCAGAUAACGAUGGAGUUUAUAUCAUCCAGGAUGGCCCUGGCCCAGGUAAUCGGUUCUCAUGCCGAAUACGAUUUUGACAACAUUUUAUCAGACGAGACGCUCGUGGCUGAGAAUGUUGCAAUGUUUUCGCGGCUAUGUCGCUGUCAAUACCAGUCUGUAUGUGUCAAGAUCAACGAAUUAUUUGAUCAGCUUCCAUCUGCUAACAAAAGCGUAUAUUAUGAGAAGCUUUCUUGGUUAGUGCUGUUGGUUGGUUCCAUGUUGUCAGGAAGUGCCGCCGGCCGAUUGACUAUAGAUGACUCUCCUGGUAACGGAGGUUCAUCAAACAUUUCAAUUCACCAACUGAACGUUGACCUUUCUGGCAAGGUGUUUAUGCAAAUGGCGAUUUCAGAUGCCGACCAGCAAGUACCAGAGCACCUGGAAUUGAGUUAUUUGAAUUUUUUGGGCCAUUUUCGCAAGUUUUUUAUUGGAGAGCAUGCUAGGGGCACAAUUUCAGGAGAUUACAAAAAUAGGUUUGCCAAGGUCCCAGGCUGUCCUCCGGGUAUGGACGGUGCCACUUAUUUUCUCAACAAGCUUGUUGAGAAAAUAAUAUUCAACCUACAACACAGGUCUAUGAUAUUGCAGGUAUUGAAGAAGAGUUUAGCUUUUUUCUCCGCCUUAGCUAGUGGCAUUGACAUCGUCCAUUAUGCGGAUAGAUCACCGCAUUUAAUUAUUUCUGGCCGGCUGAUUUUACAGUGUGAGACGCUUCGUUUUGCUAUGGCGAAUCAUUCUGACCCAUCAUUUCGUUUUCUUUCUAUCCCUUCCUAUGGGAGAUACAGAAGUAUUUAUUAUUCAAUCCUCUCCAAACUGUUACUGAUGGAGCUCACCGAGGACUCGGAUGAUUCGGAUAAAGGCGAGGAAUGCGCCCCAGGGGCUGAAGCUAAGUUUGAAAUUUUUAUGGAACCAUUGCGCAACGUCAUUGAUGGUAUUCAAGCCAAGGUUGAAUCGAACCCUAAUGCAUUAGUUGAUUCGGAAACAUGUCAAGCGUUAGUGGGCCUAUUGCGCGAUUUGAGGGGGAUAUGUAAAUCAUGCGCAUCUCCCGAAUCCUACAAUAUGCUCUUCAAGUGGCUCGUUAACAAACCAAAAUUACCUGGUAAAAGCCGUUUACAUCUCUUGAAAAUAGCCUGCGACAAGUUGUGGAGGGAGGCAGCGGUGGCCGUGCCCCUUCUCAAAUGCGUCGCAGAGAUUGCAGACAACAGGGCCAGGAGGAUCUCCUUCGAAAAGACCUCCGCCAACGGCAUUCUCCUUUUUAAGGAGGCGUCUGGGAUCGUCGUCUCUUAUGCAGUCAACAUUAUCCAUGUCGAGGGAGGAUAUCGUGAAAAGUACAAAGGGAUAGCGGCUGCACUGGCUAUUUUAAACCACUGCCUAUCGGGUGAGUAUGUUAGUUUUGGCGUUUUUGACGUUUACGGCGAUACUUCGUUGGAUGACGCCCUAGGGCUGGCCCUAUCAAUGUGCUUGGCGAUACCCCUGAAUGAUUUGCAGGGAUAUCACAAAUCGAUGAGCUCCUUGUAUGAAUUCUUAGAGCUGGCCACUCGUCACUUUAUGACGCAUGUUUUGGCCCUGCCCCUAAAAUCAAUCACUAGCCUCUUAGAGGCUAUACAGGACGGCCUUUGCAGUUUCGAGGCCAACGUAUCCCACGCCUCCGCCAGUGCCCUUGACAACUUUGUAACUUAUUUGUAUAAGGAAAAGGAUUCAACUUCCCCGGACCUGCAUAACACUGUACAGGCCAUCAACAAGUUUUUGGAGUUUGACAACUCAUCGGCCGAGGGCUCGUCUAACACUCUGAGAAGGACUUUGGCGCUGAUAUUUAAUUUACUCGUCAGGGGCGAUUGCAACUCCGCCUGGAGCAUUUCUAGGCCCAUGUUAGGGCUUAUUCUACUGUGUAACAACCACUUUGCCGAGAUACAGGAGUCUUUUUCCUCCCAGAUCGCCCCCGAAAAGCAACAAAAAUUGGCCCGUAGUUUCAACAGCCUGAUGAAUGGUAUAGAUAAGACGCUGUCUUCGCAGAACAAGGACUAUUUCACCAAAAACGUGUACAUAUUUGCACAGGAUACAAGGCUGCUCUUCAACUAA
Molecule: messenger RNA, 3333 nt
Organism: Babesia microti strain RI
Lineage: Eukaryota; Apicomplexa; Aconoidasida; Piroplasmida; Babesiidae
Product: Exportin-7
Exons: 6
Coding region: 1-3333 (1110 amino acids)
Biological process (GO): protein export from nucleus
Cellular component (GO): nuclear pore; cytoplasm
Molecular function (GO): small GTPase binding; nuclear export signal receptor activity
Source: RefSeq, a predicted model, not a curated record